AUGUGGAGGCUAUGGAUAUCGCUAUGGCUUCAGCUCCUCAGCCGGUGCCAUGUGGCUGGAAAUGUCUUGCCGGUGGUGAAGAAGUCGCACUUUGAUGCCCCAGUGGUUGAUAUCCUAUGGCUAGGGAAGGACCGCGAGAUCGUCAUGUUGUACACGGAGAGGGGAACGUUGCACAGGAGCAGCGACCAAGCGGGAACCUUUGAGGAAACCAAAUUGCACAGUGGCCAGCGACAGGUUCACGUGGUCAGGCUCCUGAUGAGUCCAAAUAGUUCGUUCAUCGCGCUGGCCGUGGGGAAUCGCUUGGAGACCUUCGCAACGGAUGACGCGGGACUUUCGUGGCAUGAAAUCCACCACCCCAAUGCGAUCCGUUUGUCCUUCAUGUUUCACCCCAACAGGCCGGAAUGGGCCCUCCUCUCUGCUUGGACAGAGGAUUGCCGCGAUGCGCGGCCUGGCAGUCCUUGCACUCAUCAGUUGCUGGUGACCAGAGAUUUAGGGAGAACGGCCCUAGAAAGCGUCUCAAGGCAUGUGGUGCAGUUCAGCUGGGGCCGUGGCGAUUUUACAGAUCGGAUCUAUUUCACACACUUCCGUGACAAGAACACCAGGCAGCCCAUGUUGAGUAGGUGGAUGGAGAGCGUGGAUUUUGUCUCCACAGAUGACUUUGGAAAGCAUGUCACCACCCACGUGCCUCGUGGGAACAAAUUUGUAGUUUCAGAGCAGUUCACCCUGGUGGCACAGUGCCUGGAUCCUCAGAGCCAGAAUGUCCAACUGAUGGUUCGGAAACACAGCACAGCCAACAGAGAUCAGCCAUUCGAAAAGGCCUUCAUUCCAACAAAUUUGGCGGAGAAAUCCUACGCCGUCCUGGAUGCAUCGGAGGGUUUUGUCCUACUUCAUGUGAAUCAUGGUGAGGGUUUGGGCAAUGUCUACGUUUCGGAUGACACUGGGACGCGCUACGUCCUCUCCCUGCAGCACAACAUCGGCGUGAAUGGGAGGGCUGCUUUUGAAAAGGUCUCAAAUUUGAAAGGCAUCUACUUCGCAAAUGUUUGGGCCGCCAAGAACGCUACAGGAAUUGAGGCGCUUCCCUCCUCUUUCGCCAAAAGUGGCUGGCUGGAACAUGGAGACUAUCAGCUGGGAGAGGGUUCCACCAUGUCUCAAGCGGAACAAUCCAUCCGCUACUUAAAGGCACGCCCCUCCCCCACUGCAGAGAUUUCCUCCCGUCGUCUGGCGCUGCGGAACACGUCGGUGUCGGUGCACAGCUUGAUUUCCUUCAACGCCGGAGGCGCGUGGUCCACCCUGAAAGCCCCCAGCAGCGACUCGGAGGGGCAGCCUAUCAGCUGUGGCAACGGCUGCUCCCUUCAUUUGCACGACAUGACUUUCCAGGAACAUUUCGUGCCCUUCUAUUCCUAUGACAAGGCCGUGGGCAUCAUCAUGGCUGCGGGGAAUGUGGGGCAACGGCUUAGCUACAAGGCGGAGGAAUCCAACACCUACCUCUCCAGGGAUGGUGGCUUGAGCUGGUCGGAAGUACGAAAAGGAGUCCACAUCUAUGAGUUUGGCAAUCAUGGAGCUGUGUUGGUCAUGGCCUCGGUCAAUUCCGAGACCAACCAGGUGAUCUAUUCCCUGGAUGAAGGGAAGACUUGGCAACCCUUGCAUUUGGAUUCGGAGCCCUUCAAUGUGACCAACAUCCUCAUCGAGCCAACAGCUGUGUCUACAGAUUUCGUGGCCUUUGGCAGUCGCGGACAGCAGGGUGUCAUUUAUCGCAUUGAUUUUGAUGCCCUUGAUUGGCCCGCGUGCCAUAAGGAUUCUGAACCCGAUGUACCUGGCUCGGACUAUGAGACAUGGGCACCCUCCGAUGGACAACAGCACCAUUGCCCAAAGGGUACGGCUUGUGGCUGCCUGCUGGGUCAGCAAGUUGCAUAUGUGAGGCGGAAACAGCUGCACCAAUGCUUCAACCGAAGAAAGAGCAAGUUGCCGGUGAUUUCCCAACCCUGCCAUUGCACCAUGGAAGACUUCGAAUGCGAACUGGAUUUUGAACGUGCCUUGGACCAAAAGUCCUGUGUGGCCACGGUGUUGCCGCCCCCCAGUGCGCGCUUUGGGUUGAUGGAGGAGCGAGAAUGUGCCAUGUCGAACUCGUAUAAGGUGGACGUGUACAGACGAGUGCCGGGCAAUCGGUGUGUUGACGGAUGGGUGCCUCCUCAAUUGGAUCUUGCUUGCCCUCCAAAGACUUCAUCGAGCUCCCAUGGUUUCCUGAAGUUUCUGUUGGUUGGGGUGGCCUUUAGUGGCUGCGUCUACAUGGGAAAGAAAGGAAGUGGUGACUGGUUCAGCUGGACCAAUCCCUACAUGGCCUUUACACCAGGAGCUGCCCAGGGGAGAAGCAUUGGCCGCGUGGGAGUUCCAACCGAACUGCCCGAAGUCGCCGUGCCACGCUAUCAUGAGGCCUUGAACUUGUCCUAUGGGGCAUUGCGGGUGAUUGGGUU
Molecule: messenger RNA, 2471 nt
Organism: Cladocopium goreaui
Lineage: Eukaryota; Dinophyceae; Suessiales; Symbiodiniaceae
Source: the annotation of a GenBank genome assembly